AUGGCCCCUCAGAGUUUGCCCCUCCAAGCAGAGGAGGGAGUUCACGAUUAUGAGAACCCCGCCGUCUUCCGACGCAACACUCUUCCUCCUAGAGCAUACUUCAUUCCCGAGACAUCGCUGCUGCUCAACGGCGUCUGGGACUUCCACUACGCCGGCACUCCUGGUGAGGCCCCGUUGCCGGAAGACAAGGACGACAAGUGGGAGACCAUCAACGUCCCCGGACACUGGCAGCUCCAGGGCCACGACUACCCGUGGUACACAAACACUCAGUUCCCCAUCCCCGUCAACCCGCCGUACGUUCCCAGCGAGAACCCCACGGGCACAUACAGACGUACAUUCUACGUGCCCUCGACCUGGGAUGAGAAGUCUCAGCUGCGUCUGAGAUUCGACGGAGUCGACAGCGCAUACCACAUCUGGGUCAAUGGCACUCUCAUUGGCUUUGCCCAGGGCUCGCGCAAUGCGUCCGAGUUCGACGUCACAAGCAUUCUCAAGCGGGACGGCCCCAACGAGGUGUUCGUGAGAGUCUACCAGUGGUCCGAUGCGACCUACAUUGAGGACCAGGACCAAUGGUGGUUGUCUGGUAUCUUCCGCGACGUUACCCUUUUGGCUGUGCCUGAGCCUACCAGAAUCGAGGACUGGUUCCUCCGCACCGACCUUGACGAGAAGUACGAGAACGCCACCCUUCUUGCAACUGUCGAUGUCAAGACGGCCGAGAAGGGAACUCUAAAGCUUACUCUGAGCGAGCUUGGCAAGAACGGCGGCGCCGUCGUUGUCACCAAGGAGGUCGAGGUCGACCCCAGCAACCCCAAGGUCGAGCUCAGCAUUCCCGUCACCAACCCCAACAAGUGGACUGCCGAGACUCCCUACCUCUACCGCGCCGAGCUCACCCUCGGCUCCCACACCGUCUUCCAGAACAUUGGCUUCCGCAAGGUCGAGCUCAAGAACGGUCUGAUCAGCGUCAACGGCGUGCCCAUCCGCAUCCGCGGUGUCAACCGCCACGAGCACCACGCCCACUUUGGCCGCGCCGUGCCCCUCGACUACAUCAAGCGCGACCUCCUCAUCAUGAAGAACCACAACAUCAACUCCCUGCGAUGCUCGCACUACCCGCCUCACCCGAGGCUCUUCGAGCUCGCCGACGAGCUCGGUCUGUGGGUCAUGGACGAGGCCGACCUUGAGUGCCACGGCUUCUACGACGCCAUCGCCAGGCCCCAGGACGUCCAAGAGGAGGCCGACUACGAGGAGCGCAAGGCCGUCACAUUCCCCAAGGCCGGCAAGUACACCAGCGAGAACCCCGUGUGGCGCGAAGCCUACCUCGACCGCAUGGUCCAGCUGGUCCACCGCGACAAGAACCACACCAGCAUCAUCAUGUGGUCUCUCGGUAACGAGGCCUUCUACGGCGAGAACCACAAGGCCAUGUACAAGUACGCCAGGGAGUUCGACCCCAGCCGCCCCAUCCACUACGAGGGCGAUGUCAAGGCCGAGACUGCCGACAUGUACUCUUACAUGUACCCUCCCAUUGACCGUCUGACGCGCCUCGUCACCACCGAGGGCGUCAAGGAAGAUGGAAGCUUCGACAAGCCCGUCAUCCUGUGCGAGUACGGCCACGCCAUGGGCAACGGCCCCGGUGGCCUGGACGACUACAUUGAGACCUUUGAGAAGUUCCCUCGUCUCCAGGGCGGUUACAUCUGGGAGUGGGCAAACCACGGCAUCUGGAAGGAAGACCCCGAUGGCAAGAAGUACUACGCUUACGGAGGAGACUUUGGCGAGCGCCCCCACGACGGCACGUUCGUCAUGGACGGCCUCCUCCACAGCACCCACGACCCUACCCCUGGCUUGAUCGAGCUCAAGAAGGCCUACCAGCCUUUGGCGCUCUCCGUCGAGGAGAACAAGCUGGUCAUCUGGAACAAGUACGACUUCGUCGGCGUUGAGCACCUCUCCGCUACCUACAAGGUCGAGGAGCUGGGCGAGAAAUCCUCUCUCCUCGCCUCUGGCAGCCUCGAGGUCCCCAAGGUCGCUGCCGGCGAGACCGUCAAGGUCGACCUGCCCGCGUCGCUGGCCAACAUCAAGUCCGAUAAGGAGGUCUACAUCACCGUCACUUUCGGUCUGAAGGACUCCACCAACUGGGCCGAGCCCGCACACGAGAUCGCCUGGGUCCAGCACAAGCUGUCCGGUGUGGCCUCCGUCCCUAAGCUCGCCCACUCCACCCUCAGCUCCAAGCUGGAGGUCAAGCAGGUCCGCUCCACCGUCACCAUCUCGGGCUCCGACUUCGCCUUCACCUUCGACACGGCCCGCGGCUACCUCACCUCUUGGACCGCCGCCGGCGUGCCCCUCCUCGAGAAGGACGACUCCACCAAGGCGGCCAUCGCCCACAACUUCUGGCGCCCCCCCACGGACAACGACAAGCCCAACGACGUGCCCUACUGGGUCCGCUACGGCGUCAACGCCUUCGACAGCACGCUCAGCUCCCUCAAGAUCAACGAGUCCGCCGACAAGGUCGAGAUCGUCGCCACGACCUACCUCAGCCCGCGCAUCCUGGACUGGGGCUGGAACAACGUCACGACCUACACCAUCGACGCCACCGGCCGCCUCACCAUCGCCGUCGACCUCAAGUCGAGAGGCAUCAAGCCCACCCACAUCCCGCGCGUCGGUCUCAACCUGCGCCUGCCCAAGGCCCUCAACAACGUCAAGUACCUCGCCCUCGGCCCCGGCGAGUCCUACCCGGACAAGAAGAGCAGCCAGCGCCUCGGCGUCUUCAACGCCACGGUGCCGGAGCUGCACCAGCACUACGACGUGCCCCAGGAGGGCGGGAACCACUUGGAGACCCGCUACGUCGCGCUCACCGAGAGCCACGGCCGCGGCAUCCGCGCCACGCCCGCCGACGCCGCCGUCUGGUCCGAGGAGGAGUGGCGCAACUUCAGCUUCCAGGUCAGCCACUACUCCACCAAGACGGUCGAGACGGCCGCGCACCCCUGCGACCUCGUCGAGGACGACGCCACGCUGCUGCGUCUCGAUGCCCGCGUCGCCGGCGUCGGUUCCGCCGCCUGCGGUCCCAACGUCCGCGAGGAUCUGAAGAUUCACGUCGGAGACUUCAAGUUCGGAUUCGUGCUUGAGCGUGUUGGGUUUUAA
Colletotrichum truncatum is the source of this 3126-nucleotide messenger RNA. RefSeq names its product glycosyl hydrolase family 2. Gene Ontology annotation, molecular function: carbohydrate binding; beta-galactosidase activity. Lineage: Eukaryota; Fungi; Ascomycota; Sordariomycetes; Glomerellales; Glomerellaceae. The record is from RefSeq and is a predicted model, not a curated record. Gene Ontology annotation, cellular component: beta-galactosidase complex. Gene Ontology annotation, biological process: lactose catabolic process.